This is a messenger RNA of Symbiodinium sp. CCMP2456, 252 nucleotides long. NCBI's taxonomy places the organism in Eukaryota, Dinophyceae, Suessiales, Symbiodiniaceae. The record is from the annotation of a GenBank genome assembly.
AUGGUACAACGGGCCACUCAUUGUGGCUUGGGGGGCGGAAGAGGCGUACCACCCCUCGGGUCGUGCGGGGUCGAUCGGACAGAAGGGCCACUCGUGUUGUCCGUGGUUCUUCAAGAAACGUUGGUUGGACUUGGAGGCCACUCACGUGCAGAUCGACAUUCGGGGCGUUUGGAGCUCGGACGUUCAGGCCCGUGCGAACACCCCGCCAGGACUGCUUCGGAGCCUGAGUGUUGUUGCUAUCGUUUUUGGUAG